This is a messenger RNA of Ilex paraguariensis (yerba mate), 480 nucleotides long. Lineage: Eukaryota; Viridiplantae; Streptophyta; Magnoliopsida; Aquifoliales; Aquifoliaceae. The record is from the annotation of a GenBank genome assembly.
AUGGACACACAGAGAGUCAAUGAAGGAGAGGACAAGAGAGUCAAUGGAAGAGAGAAUGACAUGCCUCAGGAGAGAACCAGGGAGUCAAUUAGGGAUAAUGAUAGAUCUGAUUAUUCUGACUUUUAUGAUAAUGAAUAUGAUCUUGAUGAGGAUGACAGAUUGUAUAAGACAAAUAUGGAUAAAGAUGUUGAAUGGGCUGGUGUAGGUGAUAAGGGUAAGGGUGUGAAGGAUGGUACCUCAGCUUUUCAUGGUACAGAUGAAGAGGAUGUACAUUCCGACUAUGCAGGUUCAGAUGAAUUAUGUAGUUUUGAUUAUUCAUCUUCAGAGGAUGUUGGUGUCAAUGUGAGGAAGCCAAAGUUCCUUGAGUUUAGAGUUGCCACUGACAUGAAAAACCCAUCUUUCAAGCUAGGAAUGUUGUUUGGAACAACUAUUGAGUUGAAGGCAGCAGUAAGGGAAUAUGCAAUUAAGGAGGAAAAAUAA